This is a messenger RNA of Westerdykella ornata, 1870 nucleotides long. RefSeq lists its product as uncharacterized. The transcript is spliced from 5 exons. Gene Ontology annotation, cellular component: mitochondrion. Lineage: Eukaryota; Fungi; Ascomycota; Dothideomycetes; Pleosporales; Sporormiaceae. The record is from RefSeq and is a predicted model, not a curated record. Bases 203 to 1870 code for a protein of 555 amino acids.
CCCCUUUAGUCAAAAGUGCGUAAUAACCUCGAGGCGAUGAUCUUGAGGAGAGAUCCGCCUUAUUCGAUUUGUCUUUGUCAAGCACACAUCGCCCCUGGAUCGCCGGCCUGAGGUCCCGACGGCUUCUUCCAUCAUUAUUGGAUUGUGGCCAUCCUACUUACGGCCGACCUCUUCUGACGCCUUCCAUAGCAUCGGGACACUAAUGAAUGCUAUUACCUCACUACUCGUGCGGAUGGUAGCUCGUCCUCCAGGAUGGCACACCAAGCUCGCAAUCCACACGCGAACUCGCGACCUCGUCCAGUCACCGUUGGUCACCUCUAGACACUCAGCACAUCAAGCUCGCCCAAAGUCCUCCAUCGGCCGUGAAUGUGAUAUUUUCAACUAUACAAGCGGGCGCUGGCUGCGCCAAGACGGACAGGAACGGCUAUCGCGUGCCAUAACUUUCGACUUUGAGACACUUUGCGGUCGUUUACAAGCGGUUUGUCCCGGUGCUCGCUCCGUAAAGUCAUUCGAAAAGAAGGAGGGUGGUUUCAACAGAAUAUUCAUAUUCACAAUGGAAAACAGCCGACAAAUUGUUGUGAAACUGCCCUAUACAUUAGCAGGGCCAUCGGGUCGAAAUAUCAGAUCUGAAGUUGCAACCAUCAAAUACUUGCAAAGACACACGAAGAUUCCAAUACCCUCGGUCUUGGACUGGAGUGACUCUGCGUCCAAUCCAAUUGGAACCGAAUAUAUCAUAAUGGCGCAUGCUUCUGGAGUGCUUUUGCAUCUCAAAUGGCCGCACAUGGAUGUUGAAAGCCAGAUUCGAGAUGGUCGACCUCGAAUCCCAGCAUACGGAAGCCUGUACUCAGUUAGCUCAUUAUACACUGACUCGUCUUCAUAUUUGCUGGAUGAAGGAUAUUGCAUUGGUGCCCACUGUGGACCGAUGUUUUGGGAUUGUAACCCGUUACAACCGAGAUAUUAUGAGAGAGUAGAGCCUAACCAUGGGCCAUGGCCCACUUUAUCCGCUUUUUGUGAUGGACUAGUGGAUACCGGCAUCUCCAGAGUUCCACCCGCCGGCCCCGCUGGACCGCGGCCCCGAUAUCAAGGGUCCUCGCAAGAUCACUACAAGCUUCUAGAUCAUGGUCGAGCUGUAAUCAAGAAAAUGGCAGAAGAUCCGCGCAUCCAGAAUGCUGCUCGUCCCACCCUCUAUCACCCAGAUCUUCAUAAGAGGAAUGUCUUCAUCUCUGAAGAAGACCCCACUAAGAUUACUGCUUUCAUAGAUUGGCAAUCGGCUAGCAUUGAACCGGCCUUCUGGUAUGCAGAUGAAGUUCCGGACUUUGCGCAACCUCUUGCGCAUCCUUCACGUGAGGACGCGUUUGAGCCAAAGAGUGAGGCCUGUGCUAAAGUACACAAUAUCUGUCUGCAAUACUUCUCGCCUAAGUUGGCGGAGCCCCGGAUGAUGGAUGAAAGUCUUUUCCGACCGUUCCGAUACUGUUACAGGACAUGGAACGAUGGUGCCCCAGCAUUUAGAGAGGAACUGAUACAAACUGCCCGACACUGGGACGAGCUUGGUCUUCCGCAGCCAUGCCCGUAUCCCCUGCCAACCAGCGAGGAGCUGGAAGAUCACCGCAAACAGUACAAGCAGUUUGAAACAGCUCAAGAACUACGGUUCACAUUGACCAACCUGCUCAAUACUGCUUCCGAUGGUUGGGUGCCCACAAAAGAUUGGGAUGCGACCAAGGAGGCACACAAGGAGGCGUAUGCAGGUUUAUUGCGCGAAGUUCUCAAGGUAGAUCCUACAGACGAAGAAGACACCUUACGGUCAGAAGCCGAUAUGCGCGAGCUUUGGCCGUUCGACCUGGAUGAUUUAAAGCCGUCAAACACAUGUUGA